Messenger RNA from Lachancea mirantina, 2505 nucleotides. NCBI's taxonomy places the organism in Eukaryota, Fungi, Ascomycota, Saccharomycetes, Saccharomycetales, Saccharomycetaceae. The record is from the annotation of a GenBank genome assembly.
AUGUCUAGGAAUUACGAAAAUUCCACAUCAUACACCGCUCCGCGUGAUUCGUCACAACAGGCGCUUGCCAAAGUACGAUAUACAUACCGAAAAGCAAGAGAACCAGGCCCCACAAAUCAUGUAUCUUCAGAUGAGGACGAUGAGAACAUUUUAGGACCACCGAAAUUGAGCAAUUUUGGAUCAGCACUUCUUUCGGACAUAGACGUCGAGCAGCGAUCAGAAGACAGAGUUUCAUCGACGGAGGAGAAGAGUAGAUCCAGCAGGCCGAAAACGGGUAAGGAAGCACCCGUUCUUCUGAGAAAUGCAUCUUCGAACACGACGACUCAUUCUUUCGAGAGCGGCGCACACAAUGCUCAUCAUACAGAGGAAGCUUCUCAAUCGACGCUUUUCGCGUCGAUGAAGAAUCAGCCGAGCAUGACAACAGUGGAUCCCAUCGCCAGAGGUUAUCAAGAAUCUAUUCUAGAUUUUUCUUCUGAAAAGAGUCCACGCAGCGUCGAACUCAUGCAAAAGGCAUUGAAGAAAGAAAUAGCACUUCGGCACACAAAACGCAGAAACCGCAGAUUUAUUUCUUCCAGAUUAAGCGCUCUCGGACCCGCAAAAAGAGCUUUUGGGGAAGAUAGACCUGUAGACAGUCAAGAAGUGAAUUUCAACGGGCAUAAUGGUAGUACCUCAGUGCCGUCACUGGAAGAGUCCAGGUCGUUCGGAGAAAAGAAUGCAGAUGAAUUCACAGAAACAGCCGCCGAUAGCCUUCCAAUUGACUACAACCCCACUCAGAGAAGAAGCCCGAGCCCAGAAUAUGAGCAGAUCGAUUUUGGUGAUCUUAAUCCAUAUCAAUAUCUCAAGAAGCACAAUUUACCUACAAGCGAAUUGCCGAAUAUUUCCAGAGUUUAUUUUGAAAGACAGAAAGGAGAAAACCGCAAAGUGGCCAUCCGCAAAAACAGUUUUACAAGAGAAGCGCUCGAAAAGAGGUUAGCAUUUAAAGGCUCUUCGGACGCCGCUUCAACCGGUUUUACCGAUGUCAAAGCUGAUUCUUUCGUCUCAGAAAGGCAACCUCGUCGAAAAUUCAGCGCUUACUCAAGAAACUCUAACAUCAAUACACUUUCUUCUCCCAUCCCAGCACCGAAACAUAUCAAUGCCAGCCAGAUCGAAGCGCAAGGAGAAAUUUUAUUUGGUGAGAAGCAUGCUGACUCUAAGGCACAACAACGGCAAUCAGAACUUUUGAGGAAAAGAGAAGCCCUUUCUACCCUCAACAUAAACAGCCGGCUGAACGAUGGAAGGCAACAUAAGAGACCGAAACACUUGGGUGAUGGUGCAAACGGGCCAGAGCCAUUCAAUUCAAAGUCCUAUCAUGAACACGAGUUUCAGUCUGCAAAAGAUGUGCAAAUGCCUUAUGGCCGUGAAGUCUCGAGGAAGAAACAUGUGGAGAUACAGGAGCCCUACAAGGCUGAAAUUGUACCACUUAAACCUUCAUCGACAUAUCACGAACCCUCUUAUAGAAGACGUCCUAUCGUUGAUGUGAAUGGAGUUGAAUACGAAAAGAUGGAACUCCUUGGGAGAGGGGGGACAUCGAAGGUCUACAAAGUCAAAAGUUUAACGAGUAGUAAAGUUUAUGCUUUGAAAAGGGUAUCAUUUGACGAGUUUGACGAUAGUAGUGUUGAUAGUUUUAAGGGUGAAAUUGAGCUUUUGAAGAAACUGGAAGGUCAACCGCGCGUGGUGAAAUUAAUCGAUUACGAAAUGGAUCAUGGGGUUCUGUACGUCGUAAUGGAAUGCGGGGAUCACGACCUCUCUCAAAUUUUAGCGCACCGUUCCUCUAUGCCUUUGGACGUUGAGUUUGUGAGGUAUCACGCACAGGAAAUGCUGAAGUGUGUCAAAGUGGUUCACGAUGCGGGGAUAGUACACUCUGAUUUGAAACCUGCAAACUUUGUCUUUGUCAAAGGCAUACUAAAAAUUAUCGACUUUGGCAUUGCAAAUGCGGUUCCCGAUCAUACCGUUAAUAUAUACCGCGAAACUCAGAUAGGCACACCCAACUACAUGGCUCCAGAGGCAUUGGUGGCUAUGAAUUUCACGCAUGGCAAAGACGCCGAACAAAACCGCUGGCGAGUAGGUAAACCGUCAGAUAUAUGGUCCUGUGGUUGCAUAAUCUACCAAAUGAUUUAUGGUAGACCUCCUUAUGGCGGGUUUCAAGGUCAGAACAGGCUUUUGGCUAUAAUGAAUUCAGAAGUGAAGAUUGUAUACCCCGAGAAGACAGCUUCGGGUAUAACCGUUCCACGAACAUCUCUGGACGUCAUGAAAUCCUGCCUAGAAAGACAGCCUGACAAGAGAAGCACUGUUGAUGAGCUGCUGACAAGUUCUUUUAUUAAGCCCGUUUCAGUCACCCAUUUUUUUGUCAGAGACCUUAUCAAGAACGCGGUUAAAUACGGUGCUACUCAGGUAGAGGUCUCAGAUCAAAAGGUAGAGGACUUGGCAGAUGAUGUGUGGCAAAGGUUAGCCGAUUUUAAAUUAUGA